Molecule: messenger RNA, 1683 nt
Organism: Metarhizium album ARSEF 1941
Lineage: Eukaryota; Fungi; Ascomycota; Sordariomycetes; Hypocreales; Clavicipitaceae
Product: DNA-repair protein, UmuC-like protein
Exons: 3
Coding region: 1-1683 (560 amino acids)
Biological process (GO): translesion synthesis
Molecular function (GO): DNA-directed DNA polymerase activity; damaged DNA binding
Source: RefSeq, a predicted model, not a curated record
AUGGAUCGCCAAUCCAAACGCGUGCCGAAACAGAAGCACGACCGCGUCAUUCUCCAAUUCGACUAUGACUGCUUCUACGCACAAGUAUUUGAGAACAAGGACCCAGAGCUGAAGUCGCGAGCGCUGGGGGUGAGGCAAAAGAACAUCCUGGCGACAUGCAACUACAAUGCCCGAAGGCUCGGCGUGAAGAAGUUGAUGCUCGUGUCCGAGGCCAGGAGAAUAUGCAAGGAUCUGGUGCUCGUGGACGGGGAGGACUUGACGCCGUUUCGGGACGUCAGCAAGGUUCUGUUCAAUUUCCUUCGGUCGCACUCGUGGAGCAAUAGAGCAGAGCGGCUGGGGUUCGAUGAAGUGUUUAUGGAUGUAACCGAUGUCAUUGACUACAAUAUCGAAUGCCUCAACACGGGCUGCUUGUCUGAUUCCUUCUUUCACCUCUCCAGAAAAGACCCGCAAGACGGAUUCAAGUGCGAUUUCACCGUCGUUUCGGGCUGUGUCCAGGGUCGCGUGCCAGACGAGGCGCCUCUGGACAACGAGACCUACCUGAGACUGGUGCUGGGGUCUCACCUAGCAAACCAUCUUCGCACAAGGAUAGAAGUAGACUAUGGGUACACUUCUACUUGCGGGAUAUCGACCAACAAGCUCCUAAGUAAACUGGUGGGAAGUCGGAAUAAACCCCGCAACCAGACGACGCUCAUGGCCUUGAAUGAGCAAGAUGUGAUUGCCUUCAUGGACAGCCACAAGACAAGGCAGAUACCGGGACUGGGGCUCAAGACGUCUACGCAACUAGAGUCUCAUGUUCUUGGACAAGAGGUUGACGCGGACUCUCAUUCGUUAACCACGGCGGUUUCCGUUCGACAUGCUCGCCUGCACCCAUCAAUGUCUCCCGGGCUUAUAGAGGCGCUUCUGGCAGGCCCCGGAGCCGAGAAGGGUAUUGGUGUCAAGGUAUGGGGUCUGUUGCAUGGCAUUGAUCCCACAGAGGUCAAAGAGGCUGGUGACAUUCCGUCGCAAAUAAGCAUUGAGGACACGUACAAAGGACUCGAGACCAUCCCUCGCAUCACAGAGGAGCUGCACAAACUUUCAUGUUCGCUCAUCCGGCGAAUGAGAAUGGAUCUCCUUGCUGCAGACCACAGUGCGGAGAAGCCGGGAACACAACGGUGGAUUGCUCGGCCAAAAACCCUGAGGCUUGCAGUCCGAUCAUGGCCGACGAGACGAGGCGGCAGUUCUGCUCCGAAUUUCAGUCGAACAUCCAGAUCUGGCCCGUUGCCAAACUUGGUCUUUGACGCAUUGGCAGAUGUGGACGCGCUGGCCCAGAAGCUGGUGGCAGAAGCCCUCCUGCCUCUUCUGCGGCGGCUUCAACCCGAUCAAGGACCACCCAGGUGGAACUUGCAGUUGAUUAAUGUAUGUGUCGCAAACAUGGUUGCCGGUGCGGGAGAUGACAAGCAAGGCUCAGGACGGGAUAUUUCCGCCAUGUUCAAGAGGCAAGAUGAAGUGCUUCGUCCGUUUAAGCUGCCGGAGCCAGUAUCCGACGAUGAAUCGAGGGCUGAAGCCAACGCGGAUGAUGUGGAAAGCCUAGAGUGCGGUCUGGACUGGGGCGACGCAGACCAUUCUGUUUGUCAAGACUGCGGCCAUUGGUUGCCGCCCUUUGCCAUGCCAGCGCAUGUGAGAUACCAUGAAAUGGGAGAAUAG